This is a messenger RNA of Exophiala aquamarina CBS 119918, 1272 nucleotides long. RefSeq lists its product as uncharacterized. NCBI's taxonomy places the organism in Eukaryota, Fungi, Ascomycota, Eurotiomycetes, Chaetothyriales, Herpotrichiellaceae. The transcript is spliced from 4 exons. Gene Ontology annotation, molecular function: FAD binding; monooxygenase activity. Gene Ontology annotation, biological process: secondary metabolite biosynthetic process. The coding region runs from base 1 to 1272 and encodes 423 amino acids. The record is from RefSeq and is a predicted model, not a curated record.
AUGGAUGCCGGCUGCUCCUUGAGAGUAGUCAUCGUCGGAGCGGGCAUGGGCGGACUGGGGACUGCUAUCUGUUUAGCCCGGGCAGGCCACAAAGUGGUCGUACUCGAGCAAGCCCCGGAUUUUGUAGAGAUCGGAGCCGGGGUGCAGGUUCCUCCCAACUCUGCGAGAGAGCUGGUGCGCUGGGGUCUCUUCGAUCAGAUGGACAAAGUGUGUUCACGACCAUCUCGAAUAAAUUAUCGAGAUUGGAAGACGGAGACAACCCAAGGCUUCACCGACAUGACGAACUGGCCUGCAAGGUUCGGUGCACCGUAUUGGCAGAUAUUUCGGCCAGACUACCACGAGAUACUGUUACAGGCUGCCUUAGCACUUGGGGUCCAAGUUCGGAAAGGCUGUGAGGUCCUUGCAUACGCGAUAGAAGAGUCUUCGGUCAAGCUUGCCUCGGGAGAAGUGGUCCAAGGCGACCUCUUGAUCGCCGCAGAUGGCGUCAAAAGUCUCGCCCGGCAGGCCAUGGGCAGAAAAGUUGACCCGCACGAAACUGGGGAUACCUGCUUCCGCGUUGUAAUCCCAGCUGAGAAGUUGCUCGCGAAUCCGCGACUGCGGCCUCUUUCAGAACGCCCGGGCUUCGAACAGUUCCUGGGACCCGACCAUCACAUCAUCGGAUACAACAUCCAGAAGCAAAGGUCUUUCAAUCUGCUCAUGGUGAUCCCAGAUGACAGAACAAUGGUCGGCUUCAAAGCACCAUCAACUGCCAGCGAGGUGCGCCACGCAUUCAGUGGCUGGAGCCCGAUGGUCCAAGAUCUUCUCUCCUUUCUACCCGAAAACGUCGAGCGCUGGCGUUUGAUUGAUUUGCCGCCCAUCGAAGAUUGGGUGCAUCCAUCCGGGCGCUUUGUGCUCAUCGGUGAUGCGGCCCACGCAACUCUCCCGUACCUUGCUCAGGGUGCUGCCAUGGCGAUUGAAGACGCUGCGACUCUUGGAGUGCUGUUGUCGCACGUCACAUCGCCCAGCGACCUGCCUCAGCUGCUUCAGUUCUUCUACGAGCUUCGCGUAGACCGAGUCCACGCUAUUCAGCGUGGCUCGUGGACAAAUCGUUUUUUCAUCCACAUGGGUGAAGGCCCCAUGCUCGACAUGCGAAGCGAGGUUUUUGGGGUAGGGGACUACGCUGGAAGUCCCAACUACAUGGGAAACACCUUGUUUCAGGAUUAUCUGUAUGGCUUUGACGCCACGCGACACGCAGAGAAAGCAUACAACCGGAAAUUUGGUUCAAAAAUGUGA